Messenger RNA from Mesocricetus auratus (golden hamster), 1759 nucleotides. Its product is annotated as sulfotransferase 1C2. The record is from RefSeq and is a predicted model, not a curated record. Gene Ontology annotation, biological process: sulfation. The coding region runs from base 307 to 1206 and encodes 299 amino acids. Lineage: Eukaryota; Metazoa; Chordata; Mammalia; Rodentia; Cricetidae. The transcript has 10 exons. Gene Ontology annotation, molecular function: sulfotransferase activity. Gene Ontology annotation, cellular component: cytoplasm.
UUUGUAUCUCAGUAGUCACUAUACAGUGAGAAUUACUUCCUCACUGGGUAGAUAUCAAGGUUUGUUUCUUGUUGUCUUGAGUCUUCUGGUUGAGGCUGCAGCUGCCCACACUAACAGCAGAGCCUUCUGGAUUGCUGGCCACCUGAGGAAGGUCAGGUACUUUCGGCAGGGUAGAAUUUGAACCUCUGUGCUUGCCAUACCCAGGAAAUGCUUUCCUGCUUCCUCUAAAUGUACUUUUGUACUCCCGGAACUCUGGGGCAGUCCAGCUGCAGCUUGAAGGAAUUGGACCCUCCACCCUGAGACACUAUGGCCCAGGUCCCAGAAUUGAGUAAACCAACAACAUGGAAAGGGAUAGCGGAGAUAGCAGGGGUCCCCCUGUCAGCUGACACUGUGGACAACUGGAGCCAGAUUCAGACCUUCAAGGCCAAGCCAGAUGACCUCCUCAUUUGUACUUACCCUAAAUCAGGGACAACAUGGAUUCAAGAAAUAGUGGACAUGAUUGAGCAGAACGGGGAUGUGGAGAAGUGCCAGCGAGCCCUCAUUCAACACCGGCACCCCUUUAUUGAGUGGGCACGGCCACCCCAGCCAUCAGGUGUGGAUAAAGCCAAUGAGAUGCCAUCUCCAAGGACAUUGAAGAGUCAUCUUCCUGCUCAGCUGCUGCCACCAUCUUUCUGGACAAGUAACUGUAAGUUCAUUUAUGUGGCUCGGAAUGCUAAAGACUGCAUGGUUUCCUACUACCAUUUCUACAGGAUGAGCCAGGUGCUUCCAGAUCCAGGCACCUGGGACGAGUAUUUUGAAGUCUUCAUUAAUGGGAAAGUAAAUUGGGGAUCCUGGUUUGAUCAUGUGAGAGGAUGGUGGGAAAUUCGUGACAGACACCAGAUUCUUUUCCUCUUCUAUGAAGAUAUGAAGAGGGACCCAAAGCAUGAAAUCCAGAAGGUAAUGCAGUUCAUGGGAAAGAACUUGGAUGAAAAGAUCCUGGAUAAAAUCGUCCAGGAGACAUCAUUUGAGAAAAUGAAAGAGAAUCCUAUGACAAAUCGUUCAACAGUUCCCAAAUCUAUCCUGGACCAGUCCAUUUCCCCUUUCAUGAGAAAAGGAACUGUGGGUGAUUGGAAAAACCACUUCACUGUGGCCCAGAAUGAGAGGUUUGAUGAACUCUACAGAGAGAAGAUGAAAGGAACGUCUAUAAACUUCUGCAUGAAACUCUGAUCAAGAUGUAAAGAUAGAUGUCAAGAACAUGGAGCCAAAAGAAGCUCUAAAAGCACACUGUAAAUAAAAAAUUACCAAGGCAGCUUAAUAAUCUAAGGGAAACAAAGUUACAUUAAGAAGAUCCAGCCCUGUGUCUCAACCAUGCACUGCUUAACAGAAGAUUUGGGUAAACAGUGGAAUCUUUGCAAUCACAGACUCAAGCUUCUCUGUUCAUCACAGACUCUGGCUUUGUCCUCCUGGGGGUUUUCCUUUGUAUUCAGAAAUUAAAAUACCAGUACUUGAAAAAGAGUAUGGAAAGUAUACUGUUAGUUCAGUAACUACAAUAGUAUGUUCACAAUUUACACUUUGAUAACUUUAAUAAUUACUAAUUUUGGAACCAUAAAUAAUCAAGUAAAUGAAACAUUACAUCAGGAGUAUAAUUAAUUGUUACUUUGUACUUUCAUAGGCAUUUUAGUUUUAUUAGAAGUGACCCAUGAUUAUUUCACUUGCAGGUCUAUUUUCCUGCCAUGUCUAUAUGCACAAAAUUUAAUAAAAGAAGGUUUUAAUUACUUGA